AUGUUGUAUUGCGAAAUCCAAAAUAUUCAAGAGGAAGGUCCAACUCAUGUUUUUGAUGUAUUAGAGAACAUUCUGGGAAGUGCAGGAGAAACCUUGAGGGACGUUUGGUUGAAAGUACACUACACCGCGAUGGGGAAUUUUGUACAAUGUCAAUGUAAGAUGUUUGAGUUUAGGGGAAUUUUGUGCAGACAUAUUCUUAUGGUGUAUAGAAGAAUGAAAGUGGAUCAAGUGCCUGAGAGAUAUGUCUUGGACCGUUGGCGCAAAGAUUUGAAACGAGGUUAUCAAAGCAUCACCAAUAUUUAUGAUUCUGAUGUGUCUGAAAGUCAAAGAAAAAGGUAUAACAGUCUAACUCCAAUGAUGCAUUUGUUCCAACAACUUGCAUCACAAUCUGAAGAUAAGACCUCAGUUGCGUCUAGACUUUUGGAAGACAUGAUUCAAAAGUUGAUGUUAGAUUUUGAUAAUGCAUCUACAAGUUCCACACCAGCAACUACUCCUCCAACCGAGAAAGUGAUUCACUCUCCGGUUAGAGUGAGGGCUCGAGGUAGGCCACCAACGAAACGAAAAUUAUCUGUCGUAGAAAAAGUAAUUAACAGUUCCAAACAUUCAACAAAGAAAAAAAUGCGGGAUGAACCAACAGAUGCGCAACAAUUCAAUGACCCAGCUACUAUACCACAAACAAUAGUCUCCACUCAAUUCUCUUUUACCACAUUAUUGUAG
This is a messenger RNA of Impatiens glandulifera, 717 nucleotides long. Its product is annotated as protein FAR-RED IMPAIRED RESPONSE 1-like. NCBI's taxonomy places the organism in Eukaryota, Viridiplantae, Streptophyta, Magnoliopsida, Ericales, Balsaminaceae. Gene Ontology annotation, molecular function: zinc ion binding. The coding region runs from base 1 to 717 and encodes 238 amino acids. The transcript has 2 exons. The record is from RefSeq and is a predicted model, not a curated record.